AUGGGGGCCCCCCGGGAGCGCCGCGAGGUUCUGGCCGCCAUCCGGGCCGAGGUGGCCCGGCACGAGGGGGCCAAGAGCCACCUGAACCGGCUGGUGCGGCUCGUGGAGACCGUGCCCGAGCCCCGGCUGCGCGGGAGCCUGGGCAGCGCCCUCAGGGCCCUCCGAGAGGCCUUGGUGAACAGCCAGGAGUGGACCCUGGGCCGCUCCAUCCCUGAGAUCCGCCUGGGGGUCCUGGGCAGCAGCAAGAGUGGGAAGUCGGCGCUCGUCCACCGGUUCCUCACCGGUUCCUAUGUGGGCCUGGAGCCCACCGAGAGUGGACAGUUCAAGCGUGAGGUGACGGUUGAUGGCCAGAGCCACCUCCUGCUCAUCCGGGAGGAGGCUGGCGCCCCGGACGCGCAGUUUGCCAGCUGGGCGGACGCCGUCAUCUUCGUCUUUAGCCUGGAGAACGAGAGCAGCUUCGAGGAGGUGACGCAGCUGCACGCGCUGCUCAGCGACCUCCGCGGCACCAGCGACGUGGCCCUGGCGCUGGUGGGCACCCAGGACAAGAUCAGCUCGUCCAGCCCGCGAGCCGUGGAGGACGCGCGCGCCCGGGCGCUCUGCGGGGACAUGCGGCGCUGCCUCUACUACGAGACCUGUGCCACGUACGGCCUCAACGUGGACCGGGUCUUCACUGAAGUGGCCCAGAAGGCCGUGGCACUGAAGAAGCAGCAGCAGCUGAUGGCAUCCUGCAAGUCCCUGCCCAGCUCCCCGAGCCAUUCCGCCGCCUCCACCCCCGUGGGAGGCGUCCACCCCGGCCAGACCAGCAACGGUGGCCACACCAGCGACUACUCGUCCUCACUGCCAUCCACCCCCAACGUGAGCCACCGGGAGCUGCGCAGCGAGACCCCGGCCCCGCUGGGGACCCCCAGCUCUCUGCACCGCGGGGCCAAGCGCCGCACCAGCCUCUUCGCCACGCGCCGCGGCAGCGACUCUGAGAAGCGCAGCCUGGACAGCCGAGGCGAGGUGGCCGGCAGUGGCCGUGCCAUCCCCAUCAAGCAGAGCUUCCUGCUGAAGCGCAGCGGCAACUCCCUGAACAAGGAGUGGAAGAAGAAAUACGUGACCCUGUCCAGCAACGGCCUCCUCUUCUACCACCCCAGCAUCAACGACUACAUCCACAGCACCCACGGGAAGGAGAUGGACCUGCUGCGCACCACGGUCAAGGUGCCCGGGAAGCGCCCGCCACGCGCCAUCUCUGCCUGCGGCCCCUCAGCCAGCAUCAACGGGCUGCUGCGGGAGCCCGAGCCGGGCGCCGGUGUCCACUCCGUGGGGCUGAGCCUGCCCCCCGAGCCAGGGCUGAAGGUGGUGGGCAAGGGGUCACUGCAGCGCUGCGCCUCUGCCUCCGGCGCCAAGCUCGCCUCAGAGUCCCCGUUGUCCUUCGAGGCCGUGUCCAGCCCCGGCAGCGCGGGCAGGGACCCUCCGCCGUCGCCGCUGGUGGACAGGAAGAAGCACCGGCGGAAGAAGCUGAUGACGCCGUCCAAGACCGAGAGCUCGGGUGGGCAGGCAGAAGAGGAGGAGAACUUUGAGUUUCUGAUCGUGUCAAGCACGGGGCAGACGUGGCACUUCGAGGCCGGCAGCUUCGAGGAGCGCGACGCGUGGGUUCAGGCCAUCGAGAGCCAGAUCCUGGCCAGCCUGCAGUGCUGCGAGAGCAGCAAGAACAAGGCGCGCAUGGACAGCCAGAGCGAGGCUGUGGCCAUCCAGGCCAUCCGCAACGCCCGUGGGAACUCGCUCUGCGUGGACUGCGGGGCACCCAACCCCACGUGGGCCAGCCUGAACCUGGGCGCCCUGAUCUGCAUCGAGUGCUCGGGCAUCCACCGCAACCUGGGCACGCACGUGUCGCGCGUGCGCUCGCUGGACCUGGACGAUUGGCCACGGGAGCUGACCCUGGUGCUCACGGCCAUCGGCAACGCCACCGCCAACAGCAUCUGGGAGCAGAACCCGCGCGGCCGCUGCAAGCCCACCCACGAGUCCUCCCGGGAGGAGAGGGAAUCGUGGAUUCGUGCCAAGUACGAGCAGCGGCUGUUCCUGGCGCCGCUGCCCGCGGCCGAGGCGCCGCUGGCCGAGCGGCUGCUGGGGGCCGUGCGCGAGCAGGACCUGCCCACGGUGCUGCUGCUCCUGGCCCACAGCCACAAGGAGCAGCUCAACGUGGCCAUGGCGGACACGGACCGGCGCACGGCGCUGCACCUGGCCUGCGACACCGCCCAGGUGGUCGUCACCCAACUGCUGGUGUGGUACGGGGCCGAUGUGCGGGCACGGGACGGGCACGGUCGCACCGCGCUGUUCUACGCCCGCCGCGCCGGCAGCCGCGAGUGCGCCGACAUCCUUCUGCAGCACGGCUGCCCCGGCGAGGGGCCCGGCAGCCCCUCGACCCCGGGCAGCCCCCCGACCCCCGGCCCUCCGACCCCCGGCGGCCCCCCGACCCCCGGGCCCCGCCGCCGCAGCAGCUGCGCCAGCAUGGGCCCCUGCGAGCCCCGGUCCGCCCUCGUAUAG
Molecule: messenger RNA, 2526 nt
Organism: Pseudopodoces humilis (Tibetan ground-tit)
Lineage: Eukaryota; Metazoa; Chordata; Aves; Passeriformes; Paridae
Source: RefSeq, a predicted model, not a curated record